AUGACCUCCUUAGUGGUCUUUUUGCUUAUUUUUCAACUCGGAAUUGUUGUCGCACUUCCAAUUGAAAAUGGAAGAAGUCGAGGUGGAAAUGGAGGUGGAGGAGUCGGCAUUGGCAGUGGUGUUGGAGUUGGAGGUAUCGGAGUUAACUCUGGUCUGGGCAUAGGUGCUCCAGGAAUCGGUGGUCUCGGCGGUAACGGUGGUGGAAUCUUCGGUAUCUCUUCUGGUAUAGGUGUCGGAGUUCCAGGCGUUGGACCAAUUGGCGUUUCAAGUGGUCUGGGAAUUGGACGAUAG
Molecule: messenger RNA, 291 nt
Organism: Ostertagia ostertagi
Lineage: Eukaryota; Metazoa; Nematoda; Chromadorea; Rhabditida; Trichostrongylidae
Source: the annotation of a GenBank genome assembly